AUGCAGCGACUGACACUCAGACGACGUUUAUCUUAUAAUACCAAUUCCAACAGGAGACAAAAGGUCAAGACCCCUGGUGGUAAAUUAGUUUACAUUUACCAAAAGAAACGCGGAACUUUCCCCAAAUGUGGGGACUGUAAAUGCAAAUUGGCUGGUAUUAAGCCAUCUCGUCCCAUGGACCGCACUCGCAUGUCCAAGCGUCUUAAGACCGUUUCGCGUACCUAUGGUGGCAGUCGUUGCCAUGCCUGUGUUCGUUCAAGGAUUUUACGUGCUUUCCUCAUGGAGGAGCAAAAGGUCCUUAAACAAAUCAUCCGCGAGAAGAGGAAGGAUCGAAUCCAACAAGCCAUUGAGAAGCGGAAGGCUGCUGCUAAAGCUGCAAAGGCCAGCGCUAAGGUUGAGAAGAAGCCAGCUGCUAAAAUUGCCGGUAAAUCCGCUAAGAAAUCUGGGCCUAAGGCCAAGUAA
Rodentolepis nana is the source of this 462-nucleotide messenger RNA. NCBI's taxonomy places the organism in Eukaryota, Metazoa, Platyhelminthes, Cestoda, Cyclophyllidea, Hymenolepididae. The record is from the annotation of a GenBank genome assembly.